Pistacia vera is the source of this 2825-nucleotide messenger RNA. RefSeq names its product pentatricopeptide repeat-containing protein At1g71420. Gene Ontology annotation, biological process: RNA modification. The record is from RefSeq and is a predicted model, not a curated record. Gene Ontology annotation, molecular function: RNA binding; zinc ion binding; protein binding. NCBI's taxonomy places the organism in Eukaryota, Viridiplantae, Streptophyta, Magnoliopsida, Sapindales, Anacardiaceae. The transcript has 2 exons. Bases 1 to 2247 code for a protein of 748 amino acids.
AUGUCACGUCUACCUAUCCGCGCGUGCUUCAUCUCCAUCAGAAACUUUAGUCACACCAAUUUUCUCCCUGUCUUCACUCUAACACCAGAAGCCAACAACAUUCUCGAUAAGGUUCGCGUACUCUCCACGCCUGGCCACCUCACGGAAGCUCUCUCACUUUUCUACAAUGCGCCGCCGUCUCUUCACUCUCAGCAAACUUACGCCACUCUCUUCCACGCGUGUGCUCUUCACGGCAGCCUCAAACAAGGCCAGCAUUUACACCAACACAUGCUUUCCCAUUACGGUAGCCACCCAUUUGACCUCUUCGUCACCAAUCAUUUAAUCAACAUGUACUGUAAAUUUGGGCUCUUAGACAAUGCGCAGCAACUGUUCGAUGAAAUGCUUAAAAGAAACCUUGUUUCUUGGACUGCACUAAUUUCGGGCUAUGCUCAACAUGGGCAUCACACUAAGUCUUUCAGUAUGUUUUCUGGCAUGUUAUUACACUUCCGUCCAAAUGACUUCACGUUCGCGAGUGUGCUUAGUUCAUGUGAUUACGUGUGUGGCAAGCAAGUACAUGCGCUUGUGUUGAAGAUGUGUUUUGAUGCUUAUGUGUUCGUGGCGAAUGCUCUUGUAAAUAUGUAUAGUAAGAAUUGUGGUUGUGGUGGUAGUAUAAAGGAGGCUUGGAAGGUGUUUGAGAAUAUGGAGUUUAGGAAUGUGAUAUCUUGGAAUUCGAUGAUUGCAGGGUUUCAGUACUGUAAAUCUGGAGCGCAAGCUAUCAAUCUUUUUUUUAAUAUGCGGCGUGAGGGUAUUGGAUUUGAUCGUGCCACGAUUCUUAGUGUUUUGACGUCCUUGUGUGGAAGUUAUGAUAUGGAUGUUCACUCGGGUCUAAAGUUUUGUUUUCAAUUGCACUGCUUGAGUGUCAAAACUGGGUUUAUCUCAGAAAUUGAAGUGGCAACGGCUCUAGUGAAAGCUUACUCAGAUCUUGGUGGAGAUGUUUCUGAAUGUUACAGGCUUUUCUUGGAGAGGAGAUGUUGUUGGGAUAUUGUUUCAUGGACAGGAAUUAUAACAGCGUUAGCAGAAUGUGAACCGGAAGAAGCUCUAUUCCUCUUUCGUCAGCUGCGUCGAGAGGGCUUGACUCCAGACUGGUGUACUUUCUCAAUUGCACUAAAGGCUUGUGCAGGUCUUAUGACAGAACGACAUGCCUCGACAGUUCAUUCACAAGUAGUAAAGGCUGGCUUUGAGGGACAUAUUGUACUUGCAAAUGCUUUAAUCCAUGCCUAUGCAAGGUGUGGAUCCAUUGUCUUAUCCAAGCAAGUUUUCAAGGAAAUGGGGUUUCGAGAUUUGGUUUCUUGGAAUUCUAUGCUCAAGGCUUAUGCCUUGCAUGGGCAAGCUAAAGAAGCCUUGCAACUCUUUUCGACAAUGAAUGUCCAACCAGAUUCUGCAACUUUUGUUGCUUUACUUUCAGCUUGCAGCCAUGCUGGAUUGGUGGAAGAAGGAAAUAAAAUCUUUCACUCCAUGUGCGAUAAUUAUGGAAUCACUCCUCAACUAGAUCAUUAUGCCUGCAUGGUUGAUAUUCUUGGGCGAGGUGGGCGAAUUCUUGAGGCUGAGAAGCUUAUAAAUGAAAUGCCAAUGGAGCCUGAUUCAGUUGUUUGGAGUGCAUUGCUGGGUUCAUGUAGAAAGCAUGGUGUGACACAUUUAGCUGAGUUAGCAGCAUCUAAACUGAAGGAAUUAGUGCCUGGAGAUUCAUUAGGUUAUGUACAAUUGUCAAAUGCAUAUUGCUCAAGUGGCAGUUUCAGUAAAGCAGGACUAAUUAGGAAAGAAAUGGAGGGGUGUAAAGUGCGUAAGGAACCUGGUUUAAGUUGGAUUGAAAUUAAGAAUCAAUUCCAUGAAUUUGCCUCUGGAGGCAAACGUCAUCCACAAAGAAAGGCUAUAUGUACAAAGCUUAGUGAACUGAUUGCGCGGUUGAAGGAGAUAGGUUAUGUGCCAGAGACGAGCUUGGCCUUGCAUGACAUUGAAGAGGAGCACAAAGAGGUGCAACUAUACCAUCAUAGCGAGAAGUUGGCUUUGGUGUUCGCUGUAAUGAAUCAAGAAAGUAUGCACUGUGAAGCUAGUGUAAUAAAAAUUAUGAAGAAUAUCAGAAUUUGUGUUGACUGCCAUAACUUCAUGAAGUUAGCAUCAGAUCUUCUUCAAAAGGAGAUUGUUGUGAGAGAUUCAAACCGUUUUCACCAUUUUAAAGAUAGAAAAUGCUCGUGCAAUGAUUAUUGGUAAUAAACUGGAAUUACUCAACCAAAGUACUGGUGGCAAGUUCAUAAAGCACUGUAGAUCAUGGUGAAAUCAAUGGUAUUUGAUUUUGAAUGGAAUCUUGAGUGAGUUUUGUAACAAGGGCAAACUGAUGGAGGAGUUUGAAUGAGCAGAAUGAGAUUGAUAACUUUAAGGGGGUUAGAAGGGAGCUGGAGCUGAUAUGUCUGUUAAGUAUUGAACUCAGAGAAAAACAAAAGAAGUUCUCUUUGAUAUAAGAUUUAGUAUUAUAGUUCAAAAAUUAAUGGGCUCUAACCAAGUAAUUUUUGAACUAUACGAAUGGAGAUAUUUUCAGUGAGUUUUGUUUGCUGUAACAAAUACAAACUGAUGGUGGAGUCUGAAUCAGCAGAAUAUUUGGGAGAAGACUGAUAACUUUAAGGGGUCCGGUUAGAAGGGAGCUGGAGCUGAUAUGUCUGUAAGUAUUGAACUCGGAGAAAAACAAAAGAAGUUCUCUUUGACAUAAGAUUUAGGAUUAUUUGCUCUCUCCUGAUAUGGAUUCAAUGCAGUAAAUAAUUAUUCUCUUUAUUUCACAUAUAGUUAUUGAGCAA